AUGGCACCCAUGGGAAAGUCAGCCACCGUGGAGGGUUAUAAAGCCGAAAGAAGUGGAUCGGUUUCAGGCCAAUCGACUCCAUCAUCAUCCCCACCAUCGAUGUCCCCCUCGACUUCCCCGCCCUCAUGUGCACAUUCCAGACAGCCAUCUGGAGGGACUGAGGCCAUCGCGAGCUCUUCUUCCCGCCGUGCACACGCACCUUCCGUCUCAGCUCCACCGCCAGACCCAUCCUCGUUCUCACCAACACAACCAGGACAAGAUACCCAUGGCAUGACGCCCUCCAUCAUCCCGCACUCACCUCCAGCAACAACAACGAAAUCACGACCUAUAGAAAAGAAAGUGUCAGCCUCCGCGCGGGAUCUUCGUCUCGGCUUGACGAUGACACCUACACCACUAGUAACGCCCACAACGCGUUCUAGGGCACAAAAUACAUCGCCUGAGCACGAACCUUCGCAUCACCGUGAUUUUUUUACUGCGAGUAGACGGUGUUCGAAAUGUCGUGAGGUUGUUAAAAGUCCUCGAUCUUCUCCAAACGAACCCUUCUCCCCUCGGCUCCUCCACCUCCCCUGUGCAUCCUGCAACACAAACCACUGCAGGGGCUGCUUCAAACCCACCCGAUGUCCACCCACCUGCUCCGGCGGCCAGUCAUGCCCAGUGCGGACCUGCUGCUCUGCCAUUUGCGCCAUUGCCUUAUUCGAAGUGCUGUGCAGCUUCGAUAAGGAAUACGCGGGGGAGUUUAUCAUUGUUGUGAUUGCGCGUACGGAUAAGAGGACACGGGCGUUUGAGGGGGUGUUGGUGGGUACGUUGAGGAACGUAUCGAGUUGGCUUGUUCAGGCAGCCUCUGCAUCCGAGUCGUCAUCUGGAUCGGGGAUACAUGCCUCCAUACCACGACUAUUCACGGUCUCCCACCUCCCUUCGGUGAUGCACGCCUUUCUAUCGCACACACUUGGCGCAGAGCGCGAUUGGGUGGUUCACAGCGAGGUAUACAUCGCGCUGAUGGACGUGAUCAAGAACCUCUCUUCGAGUUCGAAUGGUGGGGUUUCUGGGGUGAUGAAAGAAGGAAGGAGUUUGGGAGAUGCGGUGAAGAGGUUGGAGAGGCAUCGGCAGGGAUUGGAGAGGUAUGGGAAUAAGUUCAAGUUUGCGGCUAUGGCGGAGAAGAUUGAAAUGCUUUGUGAGGGGAUUUCGUAUUUGUUGUUUCAGCAGCUUGUUGGGGGGUGA
This is a messenger RNA of Laccaria bicolor S238N-H82, 1218 nucleotides long. RefSeq lists its product as uncharacterized. Lineage: Eukaryota; Fungi; Basidiomycota; Agaricomycetes; Agaricales; Hydnangiaceae. The record is from RefSeq and is a predicted model, not a curated record. The coding region runs from base 1 to 1218 and encodes 405 amino acids. The transcript has 2 exons.